UUAUAAGGUAAACAGCUGUGGAAAAAGCGCGCUUGGCCAAAAGUGAAGUAGCGGAUGAUUGUGUGUUCUUCGACCUGCUAGCGCGUGGAUUUGUGCAGAUUGACGGGUAAUUCGAGUGCAGCUAGUUGCCCGCUAAAUAUUUAAAAAAAGAUCGAAAAGCACAAAGGCAAGCAAUUAAAUAAAAAGAAGUGAAGUUGACAUUGAAGUCGCGGCGCGUGUGUGUGUGGGUGUGUGUUUGAGCUUGUGCUGGUGUGCAAAAUUCUUUUGUGCUCUGUUUUUCUGUGCAUAAAAUAAUUGCGAAAGAAGGAGAAGAUUUUCAGCUAAAAACAUCGCUAAACGAAAAGAAGCCAGAGGAGGAUCCGACCGAAAAAUAAACGCAUUGGAUUGCAAUUUCUGCUGGCCCAGCGAGAAACAGAACAAAUAAGCGCAGAAGGAGCCACCAAGAAGUCGAGUACACAUCUCCAAAAUGGUGGACUACUAUAAAGUUUUGGAUGUGGCGCGCUCAGCUACCGACAGUGAAGUGAAAAAGGCAUAUCGAAAAUUAGCACUGAAAUGGCACCCAGACAAGAAUCCCGACAACCUGGAUGAAGCCAACAAACGCUUCCGCGAGCUGUCCGAAGCCUACGAAGUCCUGUCCGAUGCACGUAAGCGCAGGAUCUACGAUGCCCGUGCCACGCUGCACAAAUCUUCGGCCACCGGAAGCAGCAGCAGCUCCUAUUCCCGCUACCGCAGUGGUAGCGGUGGAUCAUCGUCCUACGGUCGGGACUACGACUACGAAUACUAUCCGAGCUCGGGCUACGGAUCCGGAUCCGGUUCCGGCCGACGGUCCGGCAACCGCUACCAGGCCUUCACCUUCCGCAACAUUUUCGAGGGCACUCCGUUCCACAAGUUGUUCGAGAAGAAGCGUCGCAUCUACGACGAGUACGGCAAAGAUGGACUGGGUGAACGUGGCCAGAGCCGCUCGCAUACCCGCCACCAUUAUAACACACACGAUUUCGAUGACUUCGAUAUUAUGGGCGGCUUUCCGUUCGUCUUCCGACCGCCCGAGGAGGUGUUCCGCGAGUUCUUCGGCGUCAACUCGCCCUUCGCCGACUUUUUCAGAGAUGCCAACGGAUAUUCGAAUGGAAGCACGAGCGGCUCGAGCAGCAGUCGACGCCAUGGCGGCAGCGGUGGAGCGUCUCGCCACCAUCAUCACCACCAGCACAAAUUGGCCAGCCCGUUCGGGGCUCCCAUGCUCAACUACUCCAUGAUGGACUUCUUCAUGCCCACCAGCGGCUUCACCUCGUUCUCCUCGAUGACCAGCGGCAAUGGCAGCAGCGGCGUCACCCACAUCUCCAGUGGCCCCAGCGCCGGUGUCAAGCGCACCUCCACCUCGACGGUGUUUGUCAAUGGCAAGAAACUGAUGACCAAGCGGGUCGUCGAAAACGGCAAGGAAACGGUCUUUUCAUAUGAAAAUGAUGUCCUUAAAUCAAAGACUGUGAAUGGAGUUUCCCAAAAGCUCUCUUCAAUAGCUAAUUAAUAGAACCCACACAUAUAAAUAUAUAUAUAUCAAUAUCAGCAUCAGCACCGGCGUUUGCCGCAACAACAGUAACAGCAACAAAAAUCAACAAAGAAAAAGUCAUAAAUGUAAAGCAGAAUAUUAACAAACCAAGAAGAACUCGGAUUUCUUAAAUGCUUCGAUAUAUGAUACGUUUAACCAUUUUGUUCUACAUUAGAAUUUAAUUACUUUUAAUGGAACGAGGAGCAGCAUAAAUGGAUCAGCAGCCAGCGGAG
Molecule: messenger RNA, 1773 nt
Organism: Drosophila takahashii
Lineage: Eukaryota; Metazoa; Arthropoda; Insecta; Diptera; Drosophilidae
Source: RefSeq, a predicted model, not a curated record